AUGUCGACUGAGGAGAAUCGGAUGAAGCCCGGCAGGAUACUGAAUUUGACUUGUACUUUCAAAGAGCCGAAAGGGUUCCGUCGAACCGGUGGUAGAAAGAAGGCAGCCAACCUCGGAGACAGAGUACUCCGAGGGACGGCAAUAGCACGGCUCAGUCAACCACAGUUGAGCCCUCCGAGCAAUGAAGUCGGUAACCUACCCGGCUCGAUAGCGCAGGUUCUGUCUCCGCUAGUGAUGCUCGAUCUGGGAUUGUCAGUGACUGUUCGAGUAGGGAAGCUGGCGGGAUACGCUGGGGUCAUUGGUGGUCCUGUGAGGAUGGGGGAUAACAUACCCGUCACGCUGACGGUCAUGGUGGACAGUCGUGGCUUGAAGGCUACUGCCGACAAGAGACAUCUGGCACGAUUUUUUGAAGUCGCGGCCGACCAAGAGGGAGUAUUUGAUAAGCUUAGAGACUGCUGGUGGUCCCUUGUCACGGAUGAGGAAUGCCUUGGACUGAAGCCUACGCGAGCGGCUAGUUGGAACAUAACCGACGCUAAGGCUGUAUCAUCUCCCGAUACGGAGUCCCUGCCAUCGCCUGCAGCUGAUGGUACCGAGAGCGAGGAGGUCGAAGAGACAGAGGGGGAGAUGUCUGCUCAAAUGCAGGAGGUCCUCAAGGCUCGUGAUGGGUCCAUUGAGUAUCUUGCGCGUUUGGACCUACCUCAAAUGUACCCUCCGCCAGGCGUCAUGGCGUGUGACCUCAAGCCUUACCAAGUCCAGGCUCUAGGAUGGAUGAUGAAGAGAGAAUGGCCCGCUGAAUGUGGUGGCCUCCCUGAAGAAGCCAUCGAGCUCUACACUGAUCCUAUCGAUGCUCAUCAUUGUGCUGUUGUCGAUAAGCAAGAGGUCGCUCUACAUCCCUCUUGGGCAGAGUUCCCUACCCUGGACCCCAGCACCAAGCUGUAUCUACAUGCAUCGAGGGCUGAAGCCUCAGUAGAAUUCCCUGGUGCCGCGCCAGACUGUCUGGGAGGAAUUCUUGCGGAUGAAAUGGGUCUGGGGAAGACUAUCAUGGCUCUGUCUCUCAUCGCGACAGACCGAUGGCUGCUAGAUCGGGGUGUGAGUCUUCAACCCAAGACAUCGGGGAAGGGAGCUGUGAGUCAUUGUCGACUGAGUACCAAAGCUACUCUCAUCGUCGUACCUCUCUCACUACUAAACCAAUGGCAGAACGAGGCAGUCGAGCAUAUGGGCGAUGUGGAGACAUUUGGUAAGCCUUUCCAAUACUACGGAAACGAUAGGAUACGCAGUCCUGAGGAGCUAGUCGCAGUAGCAGAGAGGGCCGGCCUCGUGAUGACCACCUACGGCGUCGUCACACGGGAUGGACCGGACAUCAUGAAAGUGGGCAGACCUGUUCCCUUCCUCCUGAACUAA
This is a messenger RNA of Perkinsus marinus ATCC 50983, 1401 nucleotides long. RefSeq names its product DNA repair helicase, putative. The coding region runs from base 1 to 1401 and encodes 466 amino acids. Gene Ontology annotation, molecular function: ATP-dependent chromatin remodeler activity; ATP binding. The transcript has 8 exons. NCBI's taxonomy places the organism in Eukaryota, Perkinsozoa, Perkinsida, Perkinsidae. The record is from RefSeq and is a predicted model, not a curated record.